Messenger RNA from Gadus morhua (Atlantic cod), 6429 nucleotides. RefSeq names its product filaggrin. The record is from RefSeq and is a predicted model, not a curated record. Gene Ontology annotation, cellular component: nucleus. Lineage: Eukaryota; Metazoa; Chordata; Actinopteri; Gadiformes; Gadidae. The transcript has 4 exons. The coding region runs from base 2926 to 4722 and encodes 598 amino acids. Gene Ontology annotation, biological process: negative regulation of DNA-templated transcription; negative regulation of circadian rhythm.
GUGUGUGUGUGUGUGUGUGUGUGUGUUCGCGCGAUUGUAUACAUUAAUGGAUAUCACGUGGUGCCCGGCCCAAGUCCGGUCCGAGAAACGACAAGAGGAAUUAAAGCUCUCACAUUGGGAAACAGACAGAAGAUGGUGGCCGAUUGUGAAGACGUAUCACAGUGCAGAAUCGUCAGGAAGGGGUUGGAAUGGGCGCGUCCUUUCUUUUUUUUUCUUUUUUUUUACCUUAUGCAAUAUCAACUUUAAAACAUGUAUUAUCGUUUGAUCUCGUCUACGAAUGUGAUCUCUUUAAUCUAUCGACGGCCAACGCUACAUAGCAAAAGAGUGCUGGGGAAUUGGGGGAAAAUUGCUGAAUGCACAAGAUGUAUAUGUUUUUGUUUUGUUUAUUUCAGUUUAUUUGCAAUGCAAGGUGUCUAAUUCUACCUUCUUUUUUUUUCUUUCAUCAGUGAAAAAUACACAGCUGCCAUUUUUUAAAGGAGAGGGAGUCAGUAAGCACUUAGUUACUCAACGUAGACCUCAGUUUCUCUCGUACAGACCGUGACUUCCCCCCCCUGCUAUGCCAACGCCAAGUGUAGCGAAGCAUUUAUGAAUUGAAAUCGACCCAGAGCAUCUUAAGCCUUAACGGACAGCACUUUAAGAACCAGCUUUCUUCGUAUUAGGAGCAUAAUGUGACAUUUUCCAAGGCUGCAAAAAAAAAAAGACAAAACAAAUGAAUUGGGUUAUAUAACGUGCCAGAUGGUGAUUUCAUAAUCGACAAUCGGAUCGGUAUUCAGGAGUGCAGGCUUUCAAAGCGUUGGAAGUUUUCACGUUUGGUGUUUGAUGCUGAGAUCAUCUGUCACGGGUCAUCUAAAGACCUAGCUGUAUAGUUUGCCUGAUGUGAUGGUGUUUUCUGCUGCUGGUCUGGGUGCUAUGGCAGAGGGGCUACACGGCAUACAGGGGGGGUCGCCUGCAUUGUGAACCUGGCCCCUUUUUCUUACUUUUUUUUUUUGUUCAGUGCAAUUGAUCUGACCUCCAAGGAAGUCUUGUUAUGGUUAUUUUCCUGUUUUUUGUUUCCGUUUUUCAAACUUAUCUAAGUCUGCGUGAGUGAGUCAUAUUCAGCGGUAGCGCGGUUACCGUUUCAACAUUUCAUCACCAGGUGUGUUGUGAAUGAAUAAAUGAAAUAAUAUUUGUGCAACCAAUGUACUUGGUGCUUUGCUACUGAGCAAUUGGCAAGAGUUCAAGGGGGCAGGUAAUGCCCUUUUGAAACUUUUUCAUUACUCGUAGGAUCCUUUGUCAUGACAUUUGGAAAUAAUUUCAGUUAUAUAUUCAGUGUCUAUUUGUUUUCCUGUGUGUUACAUUUGAACUUGCUGUCCCCCCCCCCCCCCCCCCCCCCCCCCCAUCAUCCUUUUACCCUGGAACACGUCCCUUCCAUCCUCUCGAAAUUAAGGAAACUCAAAAUGUCUCGAAAGCAAUGUACUUUUUACAAUUGCGUUAUUUUCAAGCAACCAUUUCUAUUUGUGAAUGAAUGUAAUUCCAAAAAGACAAUGAUUGAAUACAUGGUUUUUAUCUCUUAAUUUUAAUGCUCCUUGUGUGUACGACUUGAGUCUUAUAUGAAUGACCAUACACAUUUCAAAUGCACCAUCAACACAAGCUGUAUGAUUGAACAGGAUUGGUCCACACAUACAGGGCUCAGAAAGUGAUAGUGAAUUAAUGAUUUUUAUUUAAGAUAUUUCUAUGGGAAGCCUCAAGUCAUAUCAGUUUGGAUGUUCACAUACUGCCUGGGACAUUUCGGGAGUAUGAGAUUCUUUCAAGUAGCCUUUACCAGAUAUAAUACUCUGAACUUGUAGUAGCUUGGAAUUUUAUCAGGACAGUAUUCUACUGUAAUCAUUUUACUGAAAAUCGUUUCAGAUUUUCAUGAAUAAAUGUUAACGGCUGAAAUGAUUGCAUAGGAUAUACAGUAGUUCGUGGGCCUACAGUCAUCCAUGAAGAAGACGUGGGGAAAAUGUGCCAUAUGUCAGGAAAAGUACCGAAAAACGAUAUUGCAUAACUGUGCGUGUGUGUGAGAGAGACAGACGCAGCAGAGCAGACCUCAGACACACGAGCCUCGCCGUCUUUUAGGUAUUUCCGGCAUUGAACACGUGCUACCGAUGAUCGACCACGCCUCCACUGCUCACUCACAUGUUGAUGCACACAUUCGCGAACAGUUGAGACUGAAAACUCGUGAGUGACUCACUGCACUUAAAAUACAAAUGCAAAAGCACGGCUUUCCAAUACAGGAAAAACAUCGAAGAUGGGUUUGAUUUCAAAUAUUGUCCAUCACAGGGCAUUGCUAGGAUUUUCAUCAGCCUACAUUCAACAUUGGAUCUAAACGAUUCAUUGUAUCACAGCAUCUUAGCCAAAUCCGACUCAUAAUGAUGUCAAGCUGACACGAAUCCUCACGAAUUGUUUUGACACUAUCAGCAUCCCGAGCGAUAACAUGCUCUCACGUGGACGGUACAGGGGUCCCGCCUGCACACGUGUCUUGGCACGGGAUUGGCCCUGACGUCGGUACGGUACCUACGUCAACGCUUCUCGGGGCGACACCACCGGGGACAAUAUUAUUUAGAUUAGGGGGCGUCGCCAUGCGUAAUCGACAUAAUGGAUGCUUUGGGAACAUCAGACUACGCGUUUUCUUCAAGGUACCCGUGUCCACAGCAGCACCAUGCAUCUACUGGAGGGUGCGCUGACGGCAAGUGUUGCUGCCCGAAUCAGCCCGUUUGACUAUUGACUCUUGACUCCUUGAUGAUCCGUCGGAUGAUAUCUAUAUUACAUUUUUAGAUUAUGUUGUCCUGAAACUUCACACACUAGUCUUUCGCCUCUUUGAGGCAAAGAAUCUAUGAUUGAUUUGUGAACAGCGCGUUGCUUUUCUUAGAUGCGAAGAUAAAGUAGACUUCACCUCGGUGUGGAAUGCCAAAGGAACAAGGGCAUUUUGGGGAGAGGGUCGGGCGGAGCACCUCGAAGAAUGCCAAGGACAGGAGCAACAGUGCCACGGUGCGGGCCGACCGCGGGCGCCGCACGCAGGCCGGCCCCGGAGCCCUGGGGGGGAUGGGGGACAUGGGGCAACAGCUGUCACUCUUCGACUCGGGGAAGGACUCGGAAAAAGACUCAGGAUACUCAGAGGCCGGCUCGGACUGGGUGGAUGACCAGUGCAGCAGCGUGAGCCAGACACACAGGAAGAACAGCCGACGUUCCGUUACCGCCGGCAACCACGGCAGUGCGGGCGUCGGCCGCUUCGAGGGGCACAAUCCUGUCAUUAAAAACUUGGUUAUGGAACCGUCCAGGCAGGAGCAGAUGCUGCAUCGACAGCUAGCGUCAUGGGCAGGAGGCUGGCAUAGCAUCUCAGGCCCCCAGGGGCCCUCCCUGCUCCUGGAAAUCCAACAGCCAGCCGUCACUGCCCCCUCCUCCUCCACCCUGACCACCUACCUUGCGCCGGUAGAAAACCUGAGCAAAGCCAACAAGAAAGGCUGCACCAGCCGAACCAGUGGCAAGAACCACCACAGCUCCACCAAGAACUCUUACCUCCCCAUUCCGCACCCCAGGAAGGAAGGCCAUGCGCAGGGGAAGUCAGCCGGAGCCCCAGCCGCCGGCCAGGAGGGCGGGGGAGGUGGGGUCGGUGGGGAGGAUCAGAGCCACUGCAAGAGGAUGUGCACGGAGGACGAGUUGAAGAAGGAGAGCGUUUCAACCACAACCAGACAUCUGUCCUCACACCACCACCGGCAUGGCCGCCACCGAGAUCUCCAUCCCUCGCAGCACAAGGUCCGACGCGGCUCCGAGCCCCCCGCCCACCCGCCCCCCGCCAACCGCACCAAGCCCAAUCGCUGCUCCGACCAUAGCUACGACGCCUUGGGAUCGCCGUCCGUCUCCAGCUCCCAGACGGCCUCCCUGCCCUCCUCACACUCCUCCUCUUCACACUCGCCUUCCUCCUCGUGCUCCUCCUCGUCGUCCUCCUACCCCACCUCCUACUCCUCGUCCUCAGUCAGCCACAGCCCCUUCCGCCCGAGGCAGGGGAGGGCCGGGUCUGCGGUGUUGGUGGCGGCGGCGGCGGUGGCGGUGGCUGCAGAUGCAGCAGGCCAGCUCUUAGACGCCCCGUCCGAGUGCUCUUCAGUGCGCCAGCGGCGGUUCCUCCACACGACGGAGAUCCUGAGCCAGUCGGGGCUGCUGGCCAUCACCCUGCGCACAAAGGAGCUGCAGAGGCAGAGCGACGCCACCGAGCGGGACAUCGCCCAGCUGCGCCUGCACACUCAGCUGCUGUGUCAGGCGGCACUGGCCGGCCAGCAGGUUGCCAACGAUGGCUCCAACGGCCUCCAGCAUCUACUACAGGCCAUGGCCCGAUCUGGCGCCUACCCGGGGCUAGUCUCAGGCGCCCAGGUCAAAGCCGGCGGCGGCCGCCGGAGACAGAGCGUGAGGAGAGGCGAGGCUGCUAAAGGCGAGAGCAAAGAGGCAGACGAGCGCAAAGAGGCAGACGAGAGCAAAGAGGCCGACGAGCAGGGAAGGCUGAAGGACGGUACGCUGCAUCAGGAACCCAUGUCCCCGCAAGGCGCUGACAAAGGGGUUUCUUCUCUGUCCCCCUUCUUCGGCCUGUCUCCGGAGGCAGAGAGGAUGGAGCAGGUGAACAGUCUAGCGGGCUCCCUGUCCAUGGAUAGGGAUGUGACCGAUCCGUCAAUGACUCCAGAGAGCUUCACCUUACACAACUAUCUAUUCUGACUCCCACAUCUGUACCAUACCAUACCCUGUGUGUGUAAACGCAAGCAAUCCAAAAAAUACGAUUUGGAUCUUGGGUUCUUGCUCCCAUUUAUCAGCUUGUGAGACAGAUUGGUGUUGGAGAGUAAAAGCCAUUGUGAUCUUUUUUUUUUUGUUAGAUUUUACAAGUGGUGAUAUAGAUUUGCAGGACUGAGGUUGUUUACAUUUUGCAUGAUAUGAGAAUUUUACAUUUAAAUGACAGGAUAACGGCAAUUAAAUCUACAAAUUCAUCGCAAACAUUUCAAAGAUUUAUAUACGUUUAUGGAAACCAAAUCAAAAACGACUCAAUCAUGUGUCAGUGGUCAAAACAUUUCUUGUGUUUGUUGUACAUUUCUGCUAUAUUAUGCUAUAUAUGUGGUUAUUGUGGUUCGUUGAAAAUAACCCUCAGCGAGGAAAAGUGGUUGAAUGUCUUGUUUUCUACACUGAACGUAGCCGAUUAAUGUUUGCCUCUUGAGAUUAACCAUAGUUCAGUCUAGUAUAGCCUGUUAAUAGGUAAUAUAUGAUACCGUCUGCACAUUAUCAGGGCAAUUGAGUUACUCUUCUUUUGUUUCAUAGAAACACCUACUACAUUUUAUUAGACUUUGCGUUGCAAUCGAGGAGAACUUCCCCGAAGUUGUUAUAAAAAGUCAUGAGGGGAUUUGGGUUUUUUCGAUACCUGUUAGUGUACAAUAUCGUCUGUGUAAGCACAUGGUCUGUAAAACACAAGGAGACAUUAGCUUUUAGAACAUUGAUUUUGGAUUAAGGUCAUAGUCUACGUUUGCAGUGCUAUUGGAUUUACAUUAUCUCUCCCCGUUCUCCAUAUAUUUCCACAAGACAAGGGUGCUGGGAUUGUCUUUCCUUCAAUAAAACUGUUUCUGUGGACACGUCUUGUGAUGAAUGUGUUUGACGAUUUUGAAAGCGUAUUCAGAGAUAUGCAAAUGAAAGCAUAUUUUGCUUUGGUCCCGAGUCCUGUAAAGUGUCCACUACUUCCAUCCCAUCCCGGUGAACAUACCUAACACUAACCCUGAUGUUAAAGAUGUUCCCUGUCUGACCUUAAAUUAAAAAAUAGCUCUGCUCUCAAUAUCAUGCAGUUUUAUUCCUAGUUUUGAGGCGUAGUUUUGGUAAACUGAUUCCAUUUGCACACAAAAGCAGAUAAAUAAAAACUCCAUUGAAAUGAUUAUAUAUAUAUUUUUUUAUUCUUUUUUUCAUUAAUGGCAUCUCUACAGCAAUAGUAAGCCUUUACUGGCUUUAAUCUUGGCUACUACCACAUAUACAGACAUACUACCAUAUUUUUUAAAGCAAUCAAACAUAAUUAUUUUCAAUUAAUAAAACUAUUUUAAUGACUUGCCAUUUUACUCAAGAUUGUCCAGUAGAAUUGUGACAAAUAAAAUAAAUUGAGUUGUAUGCAUUGUUUGUAUAUGUAUAUGAUGUAUAUGUAAAGCAAACAAUAAUAAUGAAAGUUUGAAUGUAAAAUAACAUUUUGAACAUUACUAGGUUAAUACUAAUGUAUGAAUGUGAUCAAAAAGUCCCCAAAAACACCACUCUUCGCUUCCUUUUUGAUAAUAGCUACAACAAUCAAUCAACAAGUCAGAUUAAAUUAACUGUCUCUAUUAUAUUAGUACACAAUCUUUAAAUAUAUACUAAAGAUAUGUAAUGCAUCAAUACAACAAUCUGUAUACAACAAAACAGAAU